Molecule: messenger RNA, 1117 nt
Organism: Ochotona princeps (American pika)
Lineage: Eukaryota; Metazoa; Chordata; Mammalia; Lagomorpha; Ochotonidae
Gene: DRGX
Product: dorsal root ganglia homeobox
Exons: 6
Coding region: 45-881 (278 amino acids)
Biological process (GO): regulation of transcription by RNA polymerase II
Molecular function (GO): RNA polymerase II transcription regulatory region sequence-specific DNA binding; DNA-binding transcription factor activity, RNA polymerase II-specific
Source: RefSeq, a predicted model, not a curated record
UCCGAAGAGUUCCGGCCGCCGUCCAGCCCACCCGACUGUCAGCGAUGUUCUAUUUCCACUGUCCGCCCCAGCUGGAGGGCACGGCACCCUUCGGCAGCCACUCGACAGGGGAUUUUGACGAUGGGUUUCUACGGAGGAAGCAGCGGCGGAACCGGACAACGUUCACGCUCCAGCAGCUGGAAGCUCUUGAGGCGGUCUUCGCCCAGACACACUACCCUGAUGUCUUCACGCGCGAAGAGCUGGCCAUGAAGAUCAACCUCACCGAAGCCCGCGUGCAGGUCUGGUUCCAGAACAGAAGGGCCAAAUGGAGGAAGACGGAGAGGGGGGCCUCGGACCAGGAACCGGGCGCCAAGGAGCCCAUGGCUGAGGUACAGCCGCCGCCACCCGUGAGAAACAUCAACUCCCCGCCCCCUGGCGACCCCCAGGCCCGCAGCAAGAAGGAGGCCUUGGAGGCCCAGCAGAGCCUGGGACGGACGGUGGGCCCUGCAGGCCCCUUCUUCCCUUCCUGCCUGCCGGGGACCCUCCUGAACACGGCUACAUACGCCCAAGCCUUGUCACACGUGGCCUCCCUGAAGGGAGGCCCGCUGUGCUCCUGCUGCGUGCCCGACCCCAUGGGGCUCUCCUUCCUCCCCACCUACGGCUGUCAGAGCAACCGCACGGCCAGUGUGGCCGCCCUGCGCAUGAAGGCCCGGGAGCACUCGGAAGCUGUCUUGCAGUCGGCCAACCUUCUGCCGCCCGCCAGCAGCAGCAGCAGUAGCAGCAGCGGCGGCAGCAACAGCAGCAGCAGCCCCGGCCCCGCCGCCAAGCCUGCACCCCCCGACGGCGGCCAGGACAAGAGCCUUCCCAGGAAGGAACAGAGCGAGGGAGAGAAGAGCCUAUGAGGGUGCCGCGUGCCUGACCACCGCGACCCCGGCGCACCCGCCCCCUGUCCCUCCCAGCCUCAGCCCCUGUGGAAAGCUGUCUCAUCCUCCCUCGAGGAAACGCUUGCGUGGACCGGGGGCGCGGGGCUGGAGUUCAGCCAGGGACUGAGCUGCUCUGGCUUGCUGAAUGACAAGUGUGCUGAGGGCCCUGUGGCUCCCAUCCAGACACCUGCAAGAGAAGAGAACUGCUCAUCCAA